Messenger RNA from Salvia hispanica, 884 nucleotides. RefSeq names its product DNA sliding clamp PCNA-like. Lineage: Eukaryota; Viridiplantae; Streptophyta; Magnoliopsida; Lamiales; Lamiaceae. Gene Ontology annotation, cellular component: PCNA complex. Gene Ontology annotation, biological process: regulation of DNA replication; leading strand elongation; translesion synthesis. Gene Ontology annotation, molecular function: DNA binding; DNA polymerase processivity factor activity. The record is from RefSeq and is a predicted model, not a curated record.
AUGUGGCUGCUUUGCGCAUUGAAGGAGACAGCAAACGCCUUGGCCGAUCCUCUCCUUGUCGUCGACGAGUGGUGCAGAAGACGGUUGGUGCAGGGGAGUGUGUUGAAGAAGGUUCUGGAAUCGAUCAAGGAGCUAGUAACCGAUGCCAACUUCCACUGCUCCCCCACCGGUUUGUCGCUGCAGGCUUUCGAUUCCAGCCACGUGGCGCUGGUGGCGCUGCUGCUCCGUUCCGAGGGAUUCGACCACUACCACUGCGACCGAAACAUCUCCAUGGGGAUGAACCUCGACAACGUGGCUAAAAUGCUCAAGUACACUGGAAACGACGAUAUCAUCACUUUGAAGGCCAACAACGCCAGCGACACUGUCACUUUCGUGUUCGAAACCCCCACACGAGAUAAGACCUCAAAAUUUGGGAUGAAGCUGAUGGACAUUGAGAGUGAGCAUGUAGAAAUGCAGGAAGCUGAGUACCAUGCUAUUGUUCGCAUGCCAUCUGUUGAGUUGUCAAGGAUUUGCAAACAUCUUAGUAGCUUUGGUGACACAGUUGGCAUCUCUGUUACAGAGGAAGGUGUGGAGUUCUCAUCCAGAGGAGAUAUUGGAACUGCACAAACUGUGUUUUGGCAGAACACCACUGUUGACAAGCCAGAUUAUGCCACUGUGAUUGAGAUGAAUGAGCCAGUGUCUCUCACAUUUGCUCUUAGGUAUCUCAACUCCUUCACUAAGGCCACCCCAUUGUCUACCACUGUCACUUUAAGUUUGUCCUCGCAGCUUCUGGGGGUCGACUAUAAGAUUGCAGAGAUGGGCUACAUACGAUUCUACUUGCCUCCCAAGAAUGAGGAAGAUUGAGGAGUAUGAUCCGAUCCUUUAUACUUGACUCAUUUUUUCAU